AUGUUGAGAGAAAUGAACGCAGAAUGGGAUCACCCUGUCGUUCUGAGAUGUGCAAAAAAAUCGAAGAACAGGUCAUGCAAUGAAUUGCAAGAAGAAAAAAGAAAAUAUCUUUUUACUGCUUUCUGGAAAAAAAUGAUCUGGGAUCAAAGGAAAACGUUCAUACUAAAUACUGUAGAAAAGCAACCCGUUAAACGUCGCCGAAAUCAAAGUGAGAAUUCUAGGCGUCAAGCAUCCCUUCAUUAUUUUAUAAAUAUUAAUGUCAAUAGAAAACAGGUCUGUUGUAAUAUGUAUCUUAAUACGUUUGGAAUUAAAAAAUGGACAGUACGUUAUUGGAUAGAUAACAUUCAGAAAGAGGGAACAACUAUAGCUCCAAGUUCUUUAAUAACUCAUUCACGGACUGCUGAUGUAGCUUCAUGUAGACGAAAAGAUGACAAGCUAUUUUUUAAUUCAUUUUUUGAUUCGUUACAAAAAAUGCCUUCUCAUUAUUGUAGACAAUUUACCACCCGAAAAUAUCUAGAACCUUUAAUUACGUCAGCCUCUCAGCUAUACAAUUUAUAUCUUGAAAAAUGCCAACAGGAAAAUGUUACAAAAGUAAGCAGAUUUACAUUCGAUUCAAUUUUUAAAGGACAGAAUCUUUCACUGUUUUCUCCAAAAAAAGAUCAGUGUGAUUUGUGCUGUGCUCACGAAACUGGAAAUCUUGCUGAGGAAGAAUACGCUAAACAUAAAGAAACAAAGAAUAGGGCCAGAACUGAAAAAACCAGGACAAAGAAAAGGCAGUAA
Molecule: messenger RNA, 780 nt
Organism: Psylliodes chrysocephalus
Lineage: Eukaryota; Metazoa; Arthropoda; Insecta; Coleoptera; Chrysomelidae
Source: the annotation of a GenBank genome assembly